AUGUUGGAAGAAUUCUGCAAUUCUACCUUCUGGAAUGAUUCAUUCCUGGACCGUCCAGAUGCUGACCUUCCUCUGUGCUUUGAGCAAACUGUUCUGGUCUGGAUACCUCUGGGCUUCCUUUGGUUUUUCACUCCUUGGCAUUUGUUCCAUAUAUAUAAAUCCAGAACCAAAAAGUCAUCUUUAACCAAGCUCUACCUCACAAAGCAGGUGCUUGUUGGGUUGCUCCUAAUUACAUCAGUCAUCGAACUAGCCUUCAUCCUUGCUGAGAUCUCAGAAGGGACAAUUCAUCCUGCUGUUCAGUAUACUAAUCCAUGUCUCUACAUAGCCACCUGGCUCCUAGUUUUGGUGAUCCACCACUGUAGAAGAUGGUGUGUGAAGAAGGACUCUUGGUUGCUGUUUAUGUUCUGGAUUCUCUCUCUGGUCUGUGGGGUUUUCCAGUUCCAGACUCUUCUCCGGAUUCUCUUAAAGGGAAACAACCACAAUCUUGUUGGAUCCUGCCUGUACUUCAUCUCCUAUGGUAUUCAGGUCCUAAGUGUGAUUACUUCAGCCAUUUCAGAGAUUACUCCAGAGGCCAAAGCAUCAUCAAAUAAUCCAUCUACCACGGCUUCAUUUCUUAGUUCCGUCACCUUUAGUUGGUUCGACAGUAUUGUUGUGAAAGGCUAUAAAAAGCCUUUGACACUGGAAGACAUCUGGGAUUUGAAUGAACAACAAAAAACCCAAGUCAUCUCGAAGACAUUUGCAAAGCACAUGGCAGUAGAGAUCAAGAAGGCCAGGCGGGAGUUGCAGAAGCGGUGCCAGAAGAGGAAAUCCCGGGAGAUGUCUGAAGUCAGGAUGAAUGGUCCAAGCACUAGUAGGAGUCAAGACAACCUUGUGUUGGAAGAUGUGAAACAGAAAAAUAAGAAGAAAGACUCAACAUCUGAAACCAAGCAAGACUAUGCCAAGUCCUGGUUGGUCAAAACGCUGUUUAAAACUUUCCGUGGUAUUUUCUUUAAGUCCUUCGUAUACAAGCUGAUUCAAGACAUCCUGACAUUUCUCAGUCCUCUGCUCUUAAAGAUGAUGAUCUCAUUUGCCAGUAACCCCUCAUCAUAUGUGUGGCAUGGAUACAUCUGUUCCGUCCUCUUCUUCGUGGUGGCCCUCAUCCAAUCCUUCUGCCUUCAGUGGUAUUUUCAGUAUUGCUUCAUCCUGGGCAUGAGUGUGCGAACAACCCUCAUGGCUUCCAUUUAUAGGAAGACACUGACCAUCUCCAACAAUGCCAGGAAGCAGUACACUAUUGGGGAAACAGUAAACCUGAUGUCUGUGGAUUCCCAGCGAUUUAUGGAUGUGACCAAUUUUCUUCAUCUGUUAUGGUCAUGCCCUUUUCAGAUUGUAUUGUCCAUUGUCUUCUUGUGGCUAGAGCUGGGACCCUCUGUCCUUGCAGGUGUUGGGAUAAUGGUAUUGCUAAUCCCUAUUAAUGCACUGCUGGCCACCAAAAGCAGAAAAAUUCAGGUAAAGAACAUGAAGAACAAAGAUAGCCGCCUGAAAAUCAUGAAUGAGAUUCUCAGUGGAAUAAAGAUCCUAAAAUACUUUGCCUGGGAGCCUUCAUUCAUAGAUCAUAUCCAGGGGAUUCGAAAGAAGGAGCUGAAGAACUUGCUGUCAUUUGCUAAACUGCAGUCUAUUAGUGUAUUCAUCUUCAACAUGGCUCCUGUUCUGGUGUCAGUAAUAACAUUUGCCGUCUAUGUUCUGGUGGAUGAGAACAAUAUUUUGGAUGCACAAAAGGCUUUCACUUCUAUCACUCUCUUCAAUAUAUUGCGCUUCCCCCUAGCCAUGCUCCCAAUGAUGAUUUCUUCCAUACUCCAGGUUAGUGUUUCCACUGAGCGCUUGGAAAAGUACUUAUCUGGAGAUGACUUGGAUACAUCCAGCAUUCGAUGGGAUGUCCAUUCUGAUAAAGCUAUUAAGUUCUCCGAGGCUUCCUUUACCUGGGGAACAGGGACAGACCCAGUUGUUCAAAAUAUAACUCUGGACAUUAAGACAGGCCAACUGGUAGCUGUGGUGGGGGCUGUUGGCUCUGGAAAAUCCUCCCUGAUAUCAGCCAUGUUGGGAGAAAUGGAGCCCAUCCAUGGGCAAAUCACUAUCAAGGGCUCCAUAGCCUACGUCCCUCAGCAGUCAUGGAUCCAAAAUGGUACUUUAAGAGACAAUGUUCUGUUUGGAUCCCAAUGGGAUGAAAAAAGGUACUGGCAGGUUCUAGAGGCCUGUGCUCUGCUCCCGGACUUGAAAAUCCUGCCUGGAGGGGAUCUUGCUGAAAUCGGAGAGAAGGGCACAAACCUCAGCGGAGGGCAGAAGCAGCGUGUCAGCCUAGCCAGAGCUGUCUACAACAACUCAGACAUCUACAUCUUGGACGAUCCCCUCUCGGCCGUAGAUGCUCAUGUAGGGAAGCAUAUUUUCAACAAGGUCAUUGGCCCAAAUGGGCUACUGAAGGACAAGACUCGACUCUUGGUGACACAUGGGAUUCACUUCCUUCCCCAAGUGGAUGAGAUUGUGGUUAUGGCGAACGGCGUCCUAAUGGAAAAAGGAUCCUACAACACUCUGCUGGCUAACAGAGGAACAUUUGCCAAGAAUCUGAAGCUCUAUGCCAGACAGGACAGCUCAGAAAAAGAGGCCACAGUUCAUGAUGGAGGUGAAAGUGAAGAUGAAGAUGACCUUGAACUAAUGCCAAAUAUGGAAGAAAUUCCAAGUGAGGCAGUCUCCUUGACCUUAAAAAGAGAGAGUAACUUUCAACGAUCGCUCAGUCGAAGAUCCAGGUCUGACAGCAACAAACAUCAGAGGUCCCUCCGAAAUUCCCUAAAAGUUCAUGAUAUGAAGUCAAAGCAAAAAGAAAAUGAAGAGAUGGUGAAAGGACAGAAACUAAUUGAGAAAGAAGUGAUGGAAACUGGAAAGGUGAAGUUUUCCAUAUACCUGAAGUAUCUGAGUGCAGCAGGAUGGUGUUCUAUCGUCUUAAUCCUCCUUGCUUACGUGGCAAAUUCUGCGGCUUUCAUGGGAUCCAAUUUCUGGCUCACUGAAUGGACCACUGAUUCCUAUACCUACGCAAAUCAAACCUAUCCAAACUCUCAGAGAGACUUGAGAAUUUCCAUCUAUGGAGUUCUAGGAUUUGUUCAAGGUUUCUUUGUGCUUUUGGCAACUCUUAUGGCUGCCUAUAGCGCCACACAUGCUUCGCAAAUCCUGCACAUGCAGCUACUAAACAACAUCCUUCGGACACCCAUGAGCUUUUUUGACACAACACCCACAGGCAGGAUUGUGAACAGGUUUGCUAAUGAUAUUUCUACAGUGGAUGACACCAUACCUAUGUCCUUCCGAAGUUGGAUCAUGUGCUUCUUAGGCAUCAUCAGUACCAUUGUCAUGAUCUGUGUGGCUACUCCAGUUUUCAUCGUUGUCAUCAUUCCUCUGGCCGUCAUUUAUAUAUUUGUACAGAGAUUCUACGUGGCCACCUCCCGCCAGCUGAGACGUCUAGAUUCUGUCACCAAGUCUCCAAUAUACUCCCACUUCAGUGAAACAGUGACGGGUUUGCCAAUAAUCAGGGCUUUUGAGCAUCAACAACGUUUUCUAAAGCAGAGUGAAGGCAUCAUCGAUACCAACCAGAAAUGUGUCUUUUCCUGGAUUAUUUCCAAUAGGUGGCUGGCAGUUAGAUUGGAACUGGUUGGGAACCUGGUGGUAUUCUUUUCUGCUUUGCUGAUGGUCAUUUACAGAGACACCCUGAAAGGAGACAUGGUGGGCUUGGUGCUUUCCAACGCUCUCAAUAUCACACAGACUCUGAACUGGUUGGUGAGGAUGACUUCUGAACUGGAGACCAACAUUGUGUCUGUUGAGCGCAUAAAUGAGUACAUCAAAGUAAAAAAUGAGGCACCCUGGGUAACGGACAAGAGGCCUCCAGAUGACUGGCCCAGCAAAGGAGAGAUCCAGUUCACUGAUUACAAAGUACGCUAUCGCCCAGAGCUGGACCUGAUAUUGCACGGCAUUACCUGUAACAUUGAGGGUACUGAGAAGAUUGGCGUAGUGGGCAGGACAGGGGCUGGGAAAUCAUCUCUUACCAACUGCCUCUUCAGAAUCUUAGAAGCUGCAGAAGGUCAGAUUACAAUUGACGGACUAGAUAUUGCCUCCAUUGGGCUCCAUGAUCUCCGAAACAAACUGACAAUCAUCCCUCAGGAUCCCAUCCUGUUCUCUGGCACUCUGAGGAUGAAUUUGGAUCCUUUCAACAAAUACUCAGAUGAAGAGGUCUGGAAGGCCCUGGAAUUGGCUCACCUGAAGCCCUACGUGGCUGGCCUGCCACAGGGUCUGUCCUAUGAAGUGAGUGAGGCUGGUGACAACUUUAGCAUAGGGCAGAGACAACUUCUGUGCCUGGCUCGUGCUCUGCUUCGGAAAUCAAAGAUUCUCAUCAUGGAUGAGGCCACCGCUGCUGUGGAUCUUGAAACAGAUAACCUAAUUCAGGGCACAAUCCGGAAGGAGUUCUCCAACUGUACAGUCAUCACCAUUGCCCAUCGCCUCCACACUAUCAUGGAUAGUGACAAGGUUAUGGUAUUGGAUAGAGGGAAGAUUAUAGAGUAUGACAGUCCUGAAAAACUACUCCAGAGGACUGGUCCCUUUUACUUCAUGGCCAAGGAUGCUGGCAUUGAAAAUUUGAACACAGCACUUUAGCCUCAUGCAAGUGGCACAAAGCUGUACAAAGGACACUGGCUUCUAAGCUGGACCAUCUGGAUCUUCGCCAAGUCUGUCUGUUGGUCAUCCCAUGGGGCUGAAGCAGUGGAAUCCAUAUAUUUGGCCCUGGACCUUUUAUGUUGGUUUUAAGACCAUCUUAAAACUUCUAGAACAUACAGAAGGGAUCAGAAGUGAAGGAUGAUUGAUACCUUUGGUGAUACCUGCUGUAGAAGAACACUGAGUAACACCUCAAAGACAAUAUUUGUUUCUUUUUUGACCACAGUGCCUAGCAAGCUGUAGGUACUUAAUGAAUGUCUCUUGAUUUAUGGAGGUGUCGGCCUCCCUGUUUUACAAAUGUUAAAAAUUUUGAGAACCCAUUUGUUGCCUUUUAGUGCAGGAUGCUCCUCUGUCCUGAUUUAGUGCCUUUAAAAAUGGCAAAUGACUUCACAGGGAGGGAUGAGGAGGGGGAGAAUUUGGAACUCCAAAUGCUUUUUAAAUGU
Molecule: messenger RNA, 5165 nt
Organism: Gracilinanus agilis (Agile Gracile Mouse Opossum)
Lineage: Eukaryota; Metazoa; Chordata; Mammalia; Didelphimorphia; Didelphidae
Gene: ABCC2
Product: ATP binding cassette subfamily C member 2
Exons: 32
Coding region: 1-4665 (1554 amino acids)
Biological process (GO): transmembrane transport
Cellular component (GO): apical plasma membrane
Molecular function (GO): ATP binding; ABC-type transporter activity; ATP hydrolysis activity
Source: RefSeq, a predicted model, not a curated record